AUGUCCGCAAUUUCCGAUCAAGAGAGUUUCGAUUCAAGAAAGUCUUUAGCAAACGAUCAGCAUACACCAACGAGAACUCCUAGUGCAAAUGUGUCUCCAAAAGCAUGCUGGAAAUACUUGAGAACGAGAUUAUCCACUCUUCUUGCCAUUCCUGCUAAAGCUAAGAAUAAGAAAAACAAAACUUUGAAUCCUUAUGAAGCAAUUAAAGCAAUGAAUAGACACCAGUGGAAUCUAUUUUCCCAUGGGUUCCUAGCGUGGACGGUGGAUUCUAUGGAUUUCUUCUGUGUUUCCGUCUGUGUCAGUGACAUUGCCAAGGAUUUGAAUACAGGAGUUCAGAAUAUCACUUGGGGAAUCACAUUGGUGUUAAUGUUGAGAUCAAUCGGGGCAGUUAUAUUUGGAUAUUGUGGUGAUCGUUGGGGAAGAAAGUGGCCUCUCUGUGUGUGCUAUUUUUUAUUUGUGGUCUUAGAAAUUGGAACAGGAUUCGUGACUAACUUGUCCCAAUUUUUGGCCAUUCGUUCUUUGUUUGGUAUUGCCAUGGGUGGCUGCUAUGGUCUAGCGGCCGCUACAGCAUUGGAAGAUGCUCCUCAAGUGUCACGUGGUUUCCUCAGUGGCAUCUUCCUUCCCGGUUACUCUCUUGGAUAUGUUCUUGCUACAGCUUUCUUCCGAGCAUUUGAGACAACCAGUUUCACUUGGAAAGCUCUCUUUUGGUUUUCUGCUGGUCCACCUUUCCUUUUACUACUCUGGAGAUUAACUUUUGGGGAGCUUGAUUAUUUCAAGGAAAUGCAGGAGGCUAAAAGAUCGCACAAUUUAAGGGUCAAACAGGUCAAAGAAAGCAGAGAAUUAGGAGAGCAAACCGCCAAUGAUGAUGAGGGUCUUACUGAAAUCACCUUUUCUUCAGAAUUAAAAGAGACUUUUAGAACUGAAUGGCCUCUCAUGAUCUAUUUAGUGCUUAUGCUUUCAGGUACAAACUUUAUGUCCCAUGGAUCACAGGAUCUAUUCCCAACUAUGUUGAAGAAACAAGCAAUGUUGAGCAGAAAUGCUCUUACUAUCACAAACGUGGUUGUUAAUUUGGGGGGUUGUGUGGGUGGUCUUUUCUGGGGUCAAAUAUCUGAGUUCUUAGGUCGUAGAAUGACCGUUCUGUGUUGUGCCAUUUGGGGAGGUGCCUUCUUGUAUCCAACAUUCUUCAAACAUACAGAACAAUACAUUAUUCCUUGCGGUUUUCUCUUACAAUUCGCUGUUAUGGGCGCCUGGGGUGUUAUUCCCGUUCAUUUAACAGAGCUCACGUCAAGAAGUGCCUUAAGAACCAUGAUCUCUGGUACUGCAUAUCAGCUUGGUAAUUUGGCUUCUUCUGCAUCUUCUACCAUCGAGGCAAAAAUAGGUGCACAAUUUCCACUACCAAGUCUUGGUCCUGACGCCUACGAUUACGGUAAGGUAAUGUGCAUAUUCAUGGGAUGUGUCUUUGGAUACUUGUUGAUAAUUAUGUUCUUUGGUCCGGAGAGGUUCCAUACAUCCAUUAAAACGGAAUUCAUGUUGGAAGAGGAGGACGUAGACAGCGGCUAUGAAAUUGACAGAAUUCUCUCUCCAGUUCCAAGACCCCAGUUCGAUGAGAAGAUAUGGGUCACACAUACUGAGAGAAAGUAG
Messenger RNA from Brettanomyces nanus, 1641 nucleotides. RefSeq lists its product as uncharacterized. The transcript has a single exon. Gene Ontology annotation, biological process: plasma membrane lactate transport. The record is from RefSeq and is a predicted model, not a curated record. Gene Ontology annotation, cellular component: plasma membrane. NCBI's taxonomy places the organism in Eukaryota, Fungi, Ascomycota, Pichiomycetes, Pichiales, Pichiaceae. Gene Ontology annotation, molecular function: secondary active monocarboxylate transmembrane transporter activity. The coding region runs from base 1 to 1641 and encodes 546 amino acids.